GUGCAUAUCACUCUCAAGUUUAGCAUCGAUCCCCUCCUUCCCUCCUUCUCCACUAAGCAAAAUCAGUAUAUUAUUGCCUUAAAAAAUUACCACUUAUUCACCAAAGUGCGUACCAAACAAGUAGAGCAAUCAGCAUCAGCUAUAGCAAGAACAAGUGUUACAUAAAAUUGAAAAUGGGAACAGAUUGGGCACCAUCGGUGAUAGCCGUGGGAUUGUUCAUAUUAUUGUCACCAGGACUGUUAUUCCAGCUGCCAUCAAGAACAAGAUUUUGUGAGUUCGGGAAUAUGUAUACCAGUGGGAUAUCAGUACUUGUUCAUGCAAUCUUAUACUUUUGUUUAUUUACCCUUUUAAUUGUCGCCUUUAAUCUUCACAUAUGGUCCGAUUUUACCUUCCCUCCCGUUAAGAUUUAGUAAUUUCUUUUAACUUGUUUUUGGUUUCUGUCAUCAUAUAGUUGUAUACUACUACUACUACUAUUCCAUAGGUACUUGUUGAAGUGUUUAAUUUAAGAUGUUUAUGAAGUUCAUGCAAAAUGGAUUUAGAUACGUAAUGUCCAUUGGCAA
Molecule: messenger RNA, 560 nt
Organism: Capsicum annuum
Lineage: Eukaryota; Viridiplantae; Streptophyta; Magnoliopsida; Solanales; Solanaceae
Exons: 1
Coding region: 174-410 (78 amino acids)
Source: RefSeq, a predicted model, not a curated record